This is a messenger RNA of Dermatophagoides farinae (American house dust mite), 2621 nucleotides long. RefSeq names its product ABC transporter G family member 20. The record is from RefSeq and is a predicted model, not a curated record. NCBI's taxonomy places the organism in Eukaryota, Metazoa, Arthropoda, Arachnida, Sarcoptiformes, Pyroglyphidae. Gene Ontology annotation, cellular component: membrane. Gene Ontology annotation, molecular function: ABC-type transporter activity; ATP binding; ATP hydrolysis activity.
GUCAUUUCAUUCUCAUCCACAUUUUUUAUUUUUAUCUUUUGUUUGAAGCAACUCUGAUUGGCAAUCAUCAUUUGAUUUUAUUUCAUUGACCAUAUUUGAAAAUCGUCCUUAAUCUUCAAAGAUGGCAACUUCUAGCGAACAACAACAGCAUACUAAUCCGUCAUCUGAAAUAAUUAUCGAUAAAGAUCCAUCAAUGGAUACAGUUUUGACAUUACCAGCCAACAAUGAAUCACCAACAAUCAAUUCUGACACUUGUAAUGAAGUUUUUGGUUCAUGUAAUUUGGCAAUUCAAGUCGAACAGGUUCGCCUUAGCUAUCGCAAAGGUACAAAGCUAACACCAGUGCUCAAUGAUCUUAAUAUGAUUGUGCCAAUUGGUUCAAUAUUUGGCCUUCUUGGACCGUCUGGUUGUGGUAAAACAUCAUUGAUUCGUUGUAUUCUCAACUGUUUGAAACCUGAUUCAGGAUCGAUUCGUGUGUUUGGCAAGAAACCUGGUUCAAAAGAAUCAAAUAUUCCAGGAAUGGAUGUUGGUUAUAUGCCUCAAGAUAUCACUCUUUUUGAUGAUCUGUCCAUUCGUGAAACAUUGGAAUAUUUUGCAACACUUUAUCAAAUGCCAGCAUUUAUGACAACAAAACGAAUUGAUUUUUUGAUCGAAUUUCUUGAUUUGCCUGAAAGUUCACGACGUGUAAGUGCACUUAGUGGUGGCCAACAACGACGUGUUUCGCUUGCCACAGCUCUUAUUCAUCGGCCACCUCUGUUGAUUUUGGACGAACCUACAGUUGGCGUUGAUCCAUUACUUCGUCAAUCAAUCUGGCAGCAUCUAACUGAAUUAUCUCAAAGUGAACGACUUACAGUAUUGAUCACUACCCAUUAUAUUGAAGAAGCUCGUGGUGCCAAUCAAGUUGCUCUGAUGAGAAAUGGACAAAUAUUGGUUCAACAACAACCAAAUAUUCUUCUACAACAAUAUCAUUUGGAAACAUUAGAAGAUGUGUUCCUUAAACUUUGUAAUGAUCGUCACCUUUCCAUGGAUGAUAGUGAAAUCGAUGAUAAUGGUGAAACAACAUCUACUAGCCACGAAGAUGAUCCGAAUUGGAAUGAUUCAUGUUCAAAUGGUAAUGCAAUUGAUUCGAAUGACAAUUCAAGCGGUAUCAGUUCAUUAGCUAAAAGUAAACAAAUGGCUAAAAGCAAUGAUGAAUUGUUCGAUGGUUAUGAAUCAAAACGAUCAAUGUAUAGCUAUUGGCGUAAAAACGUAUCGAUCAAAAAUCAAGCAUUCUAUGUGAAACAAACAAUGGCUAUUAUUCGUAAGAAUACCAUUUCAUUACUACGUUCACCAGGAAAUCUUUUAUUCCAAUUUUUAUUGCCAACCAUCAUUGUUAUAUUGUUUUGUGCUUGUAUUGGCCGUAAUAUCAACAAUAUUCCGGUUGCCGUUUAUAAUGGUGAUUGGCAAUCAAAAGUAACUGUUGAUAUUCUACGUGAAUUGGAUCCCGUAUCAAUAAAUCAGAUACAUUGUCGAACAGCUGAACAAGCACUACAAGCCGUUCGUGAUGGUCAUGCCUCAUCAGCAAUUACUAUUUAUGAAAAUUUUACUGAAUCACUACAUGAUCGACUUUUGCUCAUGGGCAACGUUGAUGAAGAAACAUUGAAUCGUUCGACUAUUCAAAUCUUUCCUGACAUGUCCAAUCAAAUAAUCGCAUUAACUGUUUAUGAAAAAGUAAUUGAUACAUUUCAAAUGGUUGCACGUAAAUAUCUACAUCAAAUGGGUAGCUCACCGGCAUUGAUUGAAUUUCCCAUUAAUUUUUCAACACCAAUUUAUGGUUCACAUCAAUCUACAUUCACUGAAUUUAUGGCUCCCGGUGUCAUAUUAUCGAUUGCAUUUCUCGCUGCUAUUCCAUUGACAGCAAUGGUACUUGUUGUCGAAAGAAAACGUGGCCUCAUUGAACGAACUACUGUAGCUGGUGUAACGAAUUUUCAAUUCAUCUUAUCGCAUUUGAUUACACAAUUUUUUGUUUUAUUGGUUCAAGUCGUAUUGCUCAUGAUCUGUGUGUUUCCCAUCUAUAAGAUUCCAUAUCAUGGUGAAUUCCUGUUCAUUUUUUUGCUCACUUUAAUGCAAAGCUUCUGUGGAAUGUCAUUCGGUCUAUUCGUAUCAUCUGUAGCUGCCGAUGAAUUAACUGCAACCAUGUUGGCAUUAGGCUCAUUCUAUCCAAAUCUAUUGCUCAGUGGCACUGUUUGGCCAAUCAAAGCUAUGGAUGAUUAUAUGCGAUAUUUCAGUUAUCUAUUACCGCAAACAAUUCCAAUCGAAUCAAUGCGUUAUAUGAUUUCACGUGGCUGGGGACCAGAUCGUUUCGAAGUUCAACUUGGUUUCAUUGUCACUACAACAUGGAUCAUUUUAUUCACUUUGGCCGCAUCGUUUUUAUUUAAAUUUCGUAGGAUUUAAUUAAUCAUUUUUUGUUUGGCUUAAUUAAUUUAUUAUCAUCAAUCAUCAAUUUAUUGAUUGAUAUAAUUAUUUUGUAAUCAUUUCCGUAAGUUUUUUUUUGGAAUUCAAACCAUUCUUUUUUAUUUUCACACAUCUCUAUCACCACCAGCAGUAUAAAUUAUGUUUACAAAACUUUUCUUUUUUUUAGCAA